UUUGGUGAGCAGGCUGAGUUCGCUGUGACAAUGAGCUACGACCGAGCUAUUACCGUCUUCUCCCCGGACGGACAUCUCUUCCAGGUGGAAUACGCCCAGGAGGCCGUGAAGAAAGGCUCCACGGCGGUCGGGGUACGAGGAAAGGAGAUUGUGGUGCUCGGAGUGGAGAAGAAAUCUGUGGCCAAACUUCAGGAUGAGAGGACAGUGCGUAAAAUCUGCGCUCUGGAUGACAAUGUCUUCAUGGCCUUUGCUGGUCUCACAGCCGAUGCACGAAUAGUUAUAAAUCGGGCACGGGUGGAGUGUCAGAGCCACAGACUGACAGUAGAAGACCCCGUGACCGUGGAGUACAUCACACGAUACAUUGCCAGUCUGAAACAGCGCUACACUCAGAGCAAUGGUCGCCGACCUUUUGGUAUAUCCGCUCUCAUUGUUGGCUUUGAUUUUGACGGCACCCCUCGUCUCUACCAGACAGAUCCUUCAGGCACUUACCAUGCAUGGAAAGCCAAUGCUAUCGGCAGAGGGGCCAAGUCUGUACGGGAGUUCCUGGAGAAACACUACACGGAUGAAGCUAUCGAGACAGAUGAUCUGACCAUUAAACUGGUCAUUAAGGCACUUCUGGAAGUUGUUCAGUCUGGAGGCAAAAACAUUGAACUAGCGGUUAUGAGGCGAGACCAGCCAUUAAAGAUCCUAAGUCCAGAAGAGAUUGAGAGGUAUGUGGCAGAGAUUGAAAAAGAGAAGGAAGAAAAUGAAAAGAAAAAACAGAAGAAGACUACUUAA
Molecule: messenger RNA, 777 nt
Organism: Staurois parvus
Lineage: Eukaryota; Metazoa; Chordata; Amphibia; Anura; Ranidae
Source: the annotation of a GenBank genome assembly